Molecule: messenger RNA, 1009 nt
Organism: Cynocephalus volans (Philippine flying lemur)
Lineage: Eukaryota; Metazoa; Chordata; Mammalia; Dermoptera; Cynocephalidae
Product: BCL2/adenovirus E1B 19 kDa protein-interacting protein 3-like
Exons: 1
Coding region: 1-663 (220 amino acids)
Biological process (GO): positive regulation of apoptotic process; mitochondrial outer membrane permeabilization; defense response to virus
Cellular component (GO): nuclear envelope; endoplasmic reticulum; nucleus
Source: RefSeq, a predicted model, not a curated record
AUGUCGUCCCAUAUAGUCGAGCCGCCGCCGACUCUGCCCAACAACAACAACAACAACUGCGAGGAAGGGGACCAGGCUUUGCCCCCGCCCGCCGGCCUCAAUAGUUCCUGGGUGGAGCUACCCAUGAACAGCAGCAAUGGCAAUGAUAAUGGCAAUGGGAAAAAUGGGGGGUUGGAGCACGUUCCUUCCUCAUCCUCCAUCCACAAUGGAGACAUGGAGAAGAUUCUUCUGGAUGCACAGCAUGAAUCAGGACAGAGUAGUUCAAGAGGCAGUUCUCACUGUGACAGCCCUUCCCCACAGGAAGAUGGGCAGAUCAUGUUUGAUGUGGACAUGCACACCAGCAGGGACCACAGCUCUCAGUCAGAAGAAGAAGUGGUGGAAGGAGAGAAAGAAGCUGAGGCUUUGAAGAAAAGAGCAGACUGGGUAUCGGACUGGUCCAGUAGACCUGAGAACGUGCCACCCAAGGAGUUUCACUUCAGGCACCCUAAACGUUCUGUGUCUUUAAGCAUGAGGAAAAGCGGAGCCAUGAAGAAAGGGGGCAUUUUCUCUGCAGAGUUUCUGAAGGUGUUCAUUCCUUCUCUCUUCCUUUCUCACGUGUUGGCUCUGGGACUAGGCAUCUACAUUGGAAAACGACUGAGCACACCUUCUGCCAGCACCUACUGAGGGAAGGAAAAGCCCCUGGAAAUGAAGCAUCACUUAUACUCUGAAGCCUUUAAACUCUGAAGAUAAUUAUUUCGGAGUUAUUCCAACCACAUGUGCAACUUUGAAAGACAGACUUGGGUUGUGGGAACAGUUGACAAAAUUCUGAAAAGAUGCCGUUUGUUUCCUUCUCAUCUCUCGUUAUUAAUGUUUGCUGUACAGUCUUCCCAAGGCAAUCCCUGUGAUUCUGCAGGCGCUGUUAAUUUUCUCAUGUAGCUAUUUUUUCAGUUAUGUUAAACUCUUAAAAUUCCAGAAGACUCAACCAGUUCCUUCAAUGAUACACUUUUUUGUUUGUUUCUAAAAUGUGAAG